UUGAGUAACUUGUUAAGUCAUCACCAAUGUCUGGGAUGGCUUCACCACUUCUUUCUCUUCCAAACUUUGUUUCUCCUAAAACUACAACUACGUUGAACUCUAUCACUAUAAAAUCCCAACAACACCUUCUUCGUCUUCGUCUUCGUUCUACUCUCUUCCUUAGUUCCUCUUCAUAUCCAAUACUUCGUGCUAUUGGGCCCGAUGGCAAGUUCUAUCCAAACCCAGCAGACGAUGACCCACCGGAGGUACUCGACGAUUCAGCUCACGGCUUCAACAAAUUCCAGCAAAUUGAAAUCCAAGCCGAGCAUGCACGCCAACUCCAAGAAGAAGACUUCAAGAAAAACCAGUCCACUUACCUCGCCGCCAUCGCUGACGUCGAAGAUGCUCCCGAAACUCCUUCUCCCUCUUUCAAUUCCCAGGAUGACUUGUUCGGCGAGAUCGAUAAAGCCAUCGCCUUGAAGCGCAAAGAGUUCGUCAACCAGGGCCUUCUCGAACCCAAUCCCAGCAAGAAAGAACAAGAACAAAACGCCGUCGUCGAGGACCUCGACGAGCUUCAACCCGAAGAGGUCGUUGAUUUGGACGAGAUUGAUCAACUUCAAGGCCUUACACAGAUUUCCGACGAGGAAAACACUGAAAAUCGAGGUUCGUCUUUGGAAUCUCAAUCUCAAUCUCCGUUUGAGUUAGAUUUUGACAGUUACGGGAAAAGUAAGGCUAGAAUUGUGGAAGCCAAGUUUAGGAUGAGUUUGGCUGAGCUUUUGGAUGAGAGCAAGGUCGUGCCUGUGUCUGUGUAUGGUAAUUUGGAGGUUGAGAUCACUGGGAUUCAGCAUGAUUCUAGGAUUGUUACUUCUGGUGAUUUGUUUGUGUGCUGUGUUGGGCGAAAAACCGAUGGGCAUUUGUUCUUGACUGAGGCUGAUAAGAGAGGAGCAGUUGCUGUUGUGGCCAGUAAAGAGAUUGACAUUGAGGAUACUUUGGGUUGUAAGGCAUUGGUGAUUGUGGAAGAUACCAAUGCUGUUCUUCCUGCCUUGGCUGCAUCUUUUUACAAAUAUCCUUCUAAAAAUGUGGCUGUCAUUGGGAUAACUGGGACGUAUGGCAAAACAACCACCACCUAUUUGAUAAAAAGCAUGUAUGAAGCUAUGGGUCUACGCGCGGGAAUGUUCAGCUCGGUUGCUUGUUAUGUGCAUGGGGAUAAUAAGUUGGACUCUCCUGACAUGACCCCGGAUGCUGUUUUAGUGCAGAAUUUAAUGGCAAAGAUGCUUCACAAUGGAACUGAAGCAGUGGUCAUGGAGACUUCUUCUCAUGGAUUGGCUCAAGGAAAGUGUGAUGAGGUUGAUUUUGAUAUCGCGGUUUUUACUAAUUUGACUGAGGAGGCAGAUAGAGAUGCCCAGGCUAAACUGUUCUCCAGAAUGGUGGAUCCUGAGCGGCACAGGAAGGUUGUUAACAUUGAUGAUCCAAAUGCGCCGUUCUUCGUUUCACAGGGUAACCCAGGAGUUCCUGUGGUGACGUUCGCAUUGGAGAAUAAGAACGCAGAUGUUCAUCCCUUGAAGUUUGAACUCUCCCUGUUUGAGACACAGGUGUUGGUUAAUACACCCACUGGGAUACUAGAAAUUUCAUCGGGUUUACUUGGAAGACAUAAUAUUUACAACAUUCUUGCUGCCGUGGCAGUUGGCAUUGCUGUCGGGGCACCCUUAGAGGACAUUGUUAGAGGGAUUGAAGAGGUUGAUGCAGUUCCCGGUCGAUGUGAGUUGAUCGAUGAGGAACAAGCUUAUGGGGUAAUAGUGGACUAUGCUCAUACUCCUGAGGCCUUGUCUAGAUUGCUUGAUUCUGUUAGAGAGCUUGGACCACGCAGGAUUAUAACUGUUAUCGGUUGCUGCGGUGAGAGUGACAGGGGGAAGAGACCCAUGAUGACCAAGAUAGCAACAGAUAAGAGUGAAGUGACCAUGCUGACAUCUGACAAUCCCAAGAAUGAAGAUCCAUUGGAUAUUUUGGAUGAUAUGUUGGCUGGGGUAGGAUGGACAAUGCAGGAAUACCUGAAAUAUGGUGAGAAUGACUACUACCCACCUCUUCCGAAUGGCCAUAGGCUUUUUCUCCAUGACAUUAGGAGGGUAGCUGUGCGAGCUGCAGUUGCAAUGGGAGAGGAGGGUGAUGUGGUUGUGGUUGCUGGCAAAGGCCAUGAAGCAUAUCAAAUAGAAGCUGAUAAGAAGGAUUUCUUUGAUGAUCGAGAGGAGUGUCGUGAGGCAUUACAGUAUGUUGAUGAGCUUCACCAAGCUGGAAUAGAUACAAGUGAAUUUCCAUGGCGGUUACCAGAGAGCCAUUGAUACAAAAGGCUGCUGGGAAAAACAAUGGGUACUGCAUUACUUGUUUCCCUGAUUAGAAGGCCUUUCCGUGAUUAGAGGCUCUUUCUUUGCAGGAGCUUCGGAAGCAACCAGGUAAAAAUGGACUUUUGAGUUUGAGCGGCAAUGGCCUUCCGAGUCCAGCUAAAAAUUGCUAGUUUGACAUAGUACACUACAGUUUAAUCCAACCGUUAUUUUUGCAUAUACAAGUGUAGUCAUAAUUGUUUUCAUUUUUUUUCCCGGCCUCCAUUGUCCAUGCACCUGUAAUUCUAUGUCCUCUAAACAAAUUAUUGAAGAGUGAGGCAAUAGUCCAUCCUCCUCCUUGUCUAAUAUAUGAUUAAACAAAAGUCCACUUGUAUGUGAAUUUGUUGAAGGGUCCGUUAGAAAGAAUGCAGCUUGUUGCAAAAUUUGCUAUCAAGCAUUAGAAAAGCCAAUUCAUAUCCAAAAAUGUCCAACUGUAGAACUUAAUUAGCUUUUAUAGUGGGCAUUGGAAGAAAAAAUUGAUAUAAUCUGUUUUAACUUUUAUCAAGAAAAUGAUAUCAUCUAUAACAUUGCAAUACAGCUUAGUAAUUAUUAAUUAGUUGG
Molecule: messenger RNA, 2915 nt
Organism: Gastrolobium bilobum
Lineage: Eukaryota; Viridiplantae; Streptophyta; Magnoliopsida; Fabales; Fabaceae
Product: UDP-N-acetylmuramoyl-L-alanyl-D-glutamate--2,6-diaminopimelate ligase MurE homolog, chloroplastic
Exons: 5
Coding region: 27-2315 (762 amino acids)
Biological process (GO): biosynthetic process; regulation of cell shape; cell division
Cellular component (GO): cytoplasm
Molecular function (GO): ATP binding; acid-amino acid ligase activity
Source: RefSeq, a predicted model, not a curated record